AUGAUGACAGAAUAUAAUCAGCACUUUGAGAAAGCGUUGGAUUUUAUUAAUAUCUAUCAAGAAUUAAUAGAUUGUCACUUAGUUGAUUUUAUCACUGAGGGAUUAUGGGAUAAAUGCUUACCAGAAAAAUUAAGAUCAGAACUUGAAAAUACUGACAUGAGCGACGAUAUCUGGGCAGAAAACAAUACAGAUUCGGAAUUGAGUAAUUUCAUACAGUUAACAAAAUCACUUUCUUUAGAAUCAUGUCCAGCAGUUAUAUGUGUAAAUGAUUUGCCAAAGUUAUUAUCACAGUUUUCCACUGAACUUCUGAUUGAAAACAAAUGUGUUUAUCCAAAGUCUAAGCUCAUGAAUACAAAGAAAUCACAUGAAAUUGAAGUGCUUGGAAAAGUUAUUACCGAAAUAGCACUUUCCACCCAUAGUUUAGUAAUAGAUGCUGGAGCUGGGAAAGCAUAUUUAUCAACAUAUUUGUCAGAACAUUUUAAUAUUCCUGUAUUAGCAAUUGAUUCGUCACAAGUUUGUCACAAGGGUGCGAUAAAUCGUCAGGAAAAAAUUCAGAAAAGGAAACAAACUCUAACGAAGAUUCGAUAUAUAGUUCAAGAGCUAGACGACACAACUAAUUAUAAUAAAGUGGUGAAUACAUGUUACCCUGAUUGGAGUGUAAAUAGAAAUCUCAUUUUGACAGGAUUGCACACUUGUGGAAUGCUUGUUCAUUCUGUGAUUAAAGCUUUUUUACAUGCAGAGGAUAUUAAUUUACUUCUUGUUGUUCCAUGCUGUUAUCAUUUAGCGAAUGAAACAUUGAGUGGACGCUGGAAUUUUAGUAAAAAUGCCAGAAUGUUGGCUCAACAAUCUGUCGAAAGAAGUAGAUAUAAUAAGCAUCUUUCUCCUUUGUUAUUUUACAGAGCUGUGCUGCAAGUUAUUCUACAUUCAAUGGGAUAUUACAAUGCUAAAGUAGGGCGUGGUGGUCCACUGAAUAAUUUCGUGGACUACGCAAAAUGCGCGCUAUCCAGAAUCGGGAUGGAUAAGAAGCAGAUACCACCCGCAUAUGUAUUGCAAGAAGUAUAUCAGAAUCACAUACACUUCGAAUCAAAGUUGCGUCUGUUUCAAAUGUUGAGAAUACAUAUGAGCUCGGUAGUGGAAGCAGCAAUCAUGUUGGACAGAAUAGUAUUUUUACAAAAUAAUAUCAAGUGUUCCAAGGUUGCUGUAAUACGUUUGUUUGAUCCAACACUCUCUCCUAGAUGUUAUGGAAUAAUUGCAACGAAAUAAGUACAACAAAUAUGAAGAUAUUAAAAAUGUUAUAGACAGAAAAAAAAAUUAAUUAUAAAACAGU
This is a messenger RNA of Cyphomyrmex costatus, 1327 nucleotides long. RefSeq names its product methyltransferase-like protein 25. The transcript is spliced from 4 exons. The coding region runs from base 1 to 1263 and encodes 420 amino acids. NCBI's taxonomy places the organism in Eukaryota, Metazoa, Arthropoda, Insecta, Hymenoptera, Formicidae. The record is from RefSeq and is a predicted model, not a curated record.